GACUCGUGUUCAUGUGGGGAAUGGAGGAGACCAGCUCCUGACUUCAAGAGCCUCACACAAACUCUUGUCCAACUUCUCCAAUGAGACAGAAAGCAGCUCUUGUCAUCUCUAGGCGGAUGGGUGAGCUCUUCCUGCCGGGCUGUGUAAGGAGGCUGAAUGAUGAAGAAGAGCAGUAAUAAUGAACACAUCAGCAAUCAUGUUCCCAAGAACAAUGUCCAGCUCGGGACUGCUAAGAAGGUCUGGCUGUCCUUGCUGUCUCCCCGCUUCUCCUUACGAGAUUAUGGCUUCUGCAUGGCCACCCUGCUGCUCUUCUGCCUGGGCUCCCUCUUCUACCAGCUGAAUGGGGGACCCCCUCAGAUCCUCCUGGAUCUGCGCCUCUACCUGGGUAAUUCAACAUUUUUGGAUGAUCAUGGCCCUACCACCCCAAAGGUUCUACCAUUUCCCAGUCAAGUAGUGUAUAACAGAGUCGGAAAGUGUGGUAGCAGAACGGUCGUCUUAUUGCUGCGCAUCCUGUCUGAGAGGCAUGGGUUCAAUUUGGUUACAUCUGAUGUUCACAAUAAAACCAGACUGACCAAAAAUGAACAGAUGGAGGUGAUAAAGAACAUUAGUACUGCUGAGCAACCAUAUUUAUUUACCCGACAUGUUCACUUUCUUAACUUUUCAAGGUUUGGUGCAGAGCAACCAGUGUACAUUAACAUAAUCCGAGACCCAGUGAACCGAUUUCUCUCCAAUUAUUUUUUUCGACGGUUUGGAGACUGGAGAGGAGAACAAAAUCACAUGAUCCGUACACCAAGCAUGAAAGAAGAGGAGAGGUACUUGGACAUUAAUGAGUGUAUUCUAGGAAAUUAUGCAGAGUGUUCCAAUCCCAGACUAUUUUACAUUAUUCCAUAUUUUUGUGGACAGCAUCCAAAAUGCAGGGAUCCUGGUGAGUGGGCCUUGGAACGUGCAAAACAAAACGUAAAUGAGAACUUUUUACUUGUUGGAAUUCUAGAAGAGCUGGAUGAUGUUCUGCUUUUGUUGGAAAGAUUUUUACCACAUUACUUUAAGGACGUCAUGAGUAUUUAUAAAAAUCCAGAACACAGAAAACUUGGAAAUCUGACAGUCACAGUGAAAAAAGCAUUCCCUUCUCCCAAUGCCCUACAAGUUCUCUACCAGCGAAUGAAAUAUGAAUAUGAAUUUUAUUACUAUGUCAAAGAACAAUUCCAUUUGCUCAAACGCAAGUUUGGACUUAAAUCUCAAGUGAAGACACCAUCUAGUCCAGAAAUGUUGGUCCAAUUUCCACUCCCUAUGGAAACAGUGGAUCCCAUAAUAGAAGAGGAGGAUGAUCAAGAUGAUGAGAAGUGGUUGGAGGACAUUUAUAAGAGGUGAUGCGAGUGCAUCACGAGUCACAACUAUGAAUCCAGAUGCAUUUCUUAAGCUUUUUUAUUGUUAAAAAAUCCUUAAGGAACAUAGUUAAUGCUGAACUGCAUUAACACUUUCCCACAUGUUGGGUAUUAGGGAAAUACUUGUACCCGAUUCUGCGGGUUAUGUUUACUUUUAUUUUUUUAUGUUCAAUGGGAUUGAUGGACGAGGAAAAAGGCUUAUGGCUUAUUUACUUGAGUUUUUGCCAGUAUUUGUAUUUUGCAGGAAGCCUACAACACAGUCUGAUCAACGUUUUUACAGCAAACAUUUUACUGUACUAUGUCAUGAUGAUGUCCAGGUACACCUUAUGACAUGUGAUGGCUCGUUUAUCCCUGUGGUGCCAAUUUUGCAUUUAAACUAUGUACAGUAUUUACAAACUUCUAAAAUUCCUGCUUUUAGAAUUGCCUCACCUGUGUGCACUUUUCAUCCAAUAUAGACCCAACACAGUCAAUUCCUGGAUUUGUCAGAAAAGUAAUUGCAGAUUGUUCUUUGUG
This is a messenger RNA of Nanorana parkeri, 1895 nucleotides long. It is a transcript of the gene UST, whose product is annotated as uronyl 2-sulfotransferase. NCBI's taxonomy places the organism in Eukaryota, Metazoa, Chordata, Amphibia, Anura, Dicroglossidae. The transcript is spliced from 8 exons. The record is from RefSeq and is a predicted model, not a curated record. Gene Ontology annotation, molecular function: sulfotransferase activity. Gene Ontology annotation, cellular component: membrane. Bases 157 to 1368 code for a protein of 403 amino acids.